GAUGAAAAGGCAUUUGUCUGCGAACGAAACCCAAACCCAAACCCUAACCCUAAACCUAACCUUCGCCUCCGGAAUCAAUCUCUCCCUCUUCUAUCGAUUAAAUUAUCAAGCAAUCAAUGGCGAGGAAGCGAAAGCACGACUCCAAAACCACUGAACCAACUGAACCCCCACAAAAACAACUUCAACAAGAGCCAUCAAAACAAGAACAACAAACUGCUGCUGAAGAGCCUGAACCAGAAAAGAAUGAAGACGUCGAAUACGAAGAAGUUGAAGAGGUAGAAAAGGAAGAGGAAGAGGAAGAGGAAGAGGAAGAGGAAGAAGAAGGAGAAGGAGAAGAGGAGGAGGAAGAAGAAGAAAAUGAUGACGAAAAUCAGGAGACAGCAAACACCUCAGGAGCAGAUCAAGACGACGACGAGGACGAGGAGGAGCCGAUAGAGAAGCUUCUAGAACCGUUUAGCAAGGACCAGCUUGUAAAUCUGCUACGUGAAGCAGCUGAAAAGAAUAGUGACGUGGCAAAUCGGAUUCGCGAAGUAGCUGAUGAAGAUCCAGCUCACCGGAAGAUAUUUGUGCACGGUCUUGGUUGGGACACUAAGGCCGAGACUUUAAUUGAUGCGUUUAAACAGUACGGUGAGAUUGAGGAUUGCAAAGCUGUUGUUGAUAAGGUCUCUGGGAAAUCCAAGGGUUAUGGUUUCAUUCUGUUUAAGACGCGAAGUGGGGCACGUAAGGCACUUAAGGAGCCACAAAAGAAGAUUGGAAGUCGGAUGACGUCUUGCCAGCUGGCCUCUGUUGGCCCUGUGGCAACUCCUUCUGCUACCAAUAUAACGCAGCAUCAUCAUCAACAGCAGCAGCCGCAAACAGUAUCGGAGUACACUCAAAGGAAGAUUUUUGUUAGCAAUGUUUCCGCGGAAUUGGAUCCACAGAAGUUGCUCGAGUUUUUCUCUAAGUUUGGGGAGAUUGAGGAAGGACCGCUGGGCCUGGAUAAGGUCACCGGAAAGCCUAAAGGGUUCUGUUUGUUUGUUUAUAGGACGGUUGAAGCUGCCAAGAAGGCUUUGGAAGAGCCGCACAAGAAUUAUGAAGGCCAUGUUUUGCAUUGCCAGAAGGCUGUUGAUGGACCGAAACCAGGAAAAUCACAGCACCGCCAUCACCAGAAUGCACAGAAUUCACAUUUUCAGAGGAAUGACAAUGCGGGAUAUGUUGGUGCAGCAGCACGACCUGGCCACUUGAUGGCACCGUCUGGACCUGGAGUUGGUGCUGCAGCUGCACAGGCAUUGAACCCAGCUAUUGGGCAGGCAUUGACAGCUAUACUGGCUACUCAAGGUGCUGGAUUGGGGAUCAACCCGGCACUCGGGCAAGCUUUACUGGGACUGGGCUCUGCUGCUGGUGCGGGUGCUGGAAUGCAGGGUGGCUAUCCAAAUCAGGCAGUGAGUCCCGGUGUCAUGACAGGGUAUGGGAACCAGGGUGGCUAUCCAAAUCAGCAGAUGGCACAAGGUGGGUCUGGAAGAGGGCAGCAUGGUGUCAACCAGUAUGGUGGCGCCCCAUACAUGGGUCACUAGGUGUUCCUCAGAUCCCACAUAGGUGCAUCAGUAUUUUAUUACUGGCCUGGUGAUUCUUCUGAAGUUUAAGGAGCUGAUGCAAAUGAAGUCUAAUAUUUGUGAUGAAUGUUACUAUUUGGCUACUACAAAGACCAGAAUCUUAAAACUGUCAAAUGGAGUCUUAUGUCUUCUGUAUUGUUUUUGUCCUUUUUUUUUCUCCUGCUCCCUCUCUUCCUUUUUUUUAAUGUUUUUCUGUUGUAGUUUUUGACAUCUUUAUUUAGUUAAACGCUUUGCGAACAAUUAAAGUACUUUCAAUAACAUAGCUAUGUACUUUAUUAAGUUUGCGAGGUUGAACAAAAGAUUCCUUUCUAAAUUUCAGUUGAUGUGGAUUAAAUAGUGCUUGCAAUUGGUCUU
This is a messenger RNA of Pistacia vera, 1946 nucleotides long. RefSeq names its product UBP1-associated protein 2A-like. The record is from RefSeq and is a predicted model, not a curated record. Lineage: Eukaryota; Viridiplantae; Streptophyta; Magnoliopsida; Sapindales; Anacardiaceae. The transcript has 2 exons. Gene Ontology annotation, molecular function: RNA binding. Bases 117 to 1553 code for a protein of 478 amino acids.